Messenger RNA from Castor canadensis (American beaver), 2268 nucleotides. Lineage: Eukaryota; Metazoa; Chordata; Mammalia; Rodentia; Castoridae. The record is from RefSeq and is a predicted model, not a curated record.
GGGGACUGAAGAGAGAGCCGAUACGACGUGCACCGCGCGCGGGCAGCGGGAGGCCCGGGGGCCUGGCUGCAGCCUGUUGCCGGGGACGCCAGGUGCCCUUACUUUCCGCCUGCGUGCCGCCGGAAUCCGCUUACAACUUUUCUUUGGAACCUCCAUAAUAAUCAACACAAACUACAAACAUUUUAGGACAUGAUGUAAAUAAUGGAUGGCAUUUCUGCUGCGUCCGCGUUUCUGACCGACAGCUUAGAGCUGGAGCUGGAGACCGAGUGGUACAAACCCCCUUGCUUUUCUUGUGCUUUUGACAACAGAGGAGGAGGAAAGAAUUUUUCUGGAGAGUCCUACCUUGCCAGUGGAACCCUUAAGCGAUUAUUUUUAAAUCUCGAUCCUUUACCAACUAAUUUUGAAGAGGAUACAGUGGAAAUAUUUGGUAUCCAAUGGGUUACUGAAACAGCAUUAGUAAAUUCAUGUAGAGAGCUCUUUCAUUUAUUCAGGCAACAACUGUACAACUUAGAAACCUUAUUACAAGCCAACUGUGAUUUUGGGAAGAUAUCUACCCUGCACAGCAAAGCAGACAAUAUUAGGCAGCAGUGUGUAACAUUUCUCCAAUAUAUUAAAGUUUUCAUCUUCAGGUGCCUGAAAGUACAAGUUGAGGAAAGCUAUGGUCCUGUCCAUCCCUAUGAGGCUUUGGAGGCUCAAUUUCCAUCAAAGUUGGUGGAUGAACUUCAUGGAUUACUUUUGUAUAUUGGACAUCUAUCUGAACUUCCCAGUAUUAAUCUAGGAGCAUUUGUAAAUCAAAAUCAGAUUAAGCUUUAUCCACCAUCCUGGCACUUAUUACAUCUCCACUUAGAUAUCCAUUGGCUGGUGCUAGAAAUUCUUCACAUGCUGGGUGAAAAAUUGAAACAAGUUGUAUAUGGUCAUCAGUUUAUCAGUCUGGCAGGUGACAGUUUAACCAAUGUGAGCCUAUUUGAAGAACAUUGCAAAAAUCUUUUGUGUGAUUUAAUAAGCCUGUCACUCAACAGGUAUGACAAGGUUAGGCCUUCUGAGGCAUUAAUGAAUCAUCACUGCCCAUGUUCAUGCUUCAAAGAAUUGUGGGUUCUACUCAUUCAUCUUCUAGACCACAGAAGUAAAUGGUCUCUCUCAGAAUCAUUAUGGAACUGGUUGAAUAAACUGCUUAAGACACUCUUUGAGAAAUCCAGUGACCAAAGAAGACCUUCUGUGCCUAUAAUUCAGUCCAGGGAUCCAUUAGGUUUUAGUUGGUGGAUUGUUACUCAUAUAGCAUCAUUUUACCAGUUUGAUCGCCAUGGAGUAGCAGAUGAAAUGAGACAAAUAGAAUCAAAUUGGAACUUAGUAGAAGAAUUGCUGAAACAGUCUGUUGGUGUACAGGAUGGUGUACCAGAGGAUCAAUUACGGAUGUAUCUUCACUGUUGUUUGACACUUUGUGAUUUUUGGGAGCCAAAUAUUUCAAUUGUCACCAUUCUAUGGGAAUAUUAUAGUAAGAACCUGAAUAGUUCCUUUAGUAUUUCUUCACUGCCUUUGAAAUGCAUUGCUACCAUCAAGUCACCCUUGUCUAUGCUUGAAAUGGUAAAGACCUGCUGUUGUGAUAAACAAGAUCAUGAUCUGUAUAAAUCCAGCAGUAGUUAUACCAUUUUUCUUUGUAUUUUGGCAAAAGUUGUCAAGAAAGCAAUGAAGAAGAGUGGCCCUCAUCCUUGGAAACAAGUCAAAGGAAGAAUAUAUUCUAAAUUCCAUCACAAAAGAAUGGAGGAACUAACUGAAGUUGGUCUGCAAAACUUUUUCAACCUUUUUCUACUGUUAGCAGCUAUUGCAGAGGUAGAAGAUGUAGCAAGUCACGUUUUAGACCUCCUGUAUUUCCUGAAGCCUGCCUUUAUCACAUCUCAAAGAGCUCUCAUUUGGAAGGGUCAAAUGGCAUUCCUCUUGAUGUAUACCCAGAAAAAUCUGGACAUUGGUGUUUUGGCUAAGAAAUUUUCAUGUGAGUUCCAAGAAAAAGCAAAGGAAUUCUUGGUAUCUAAGAAUGGUGAAAUGGUACAGAGGCAUGCUCUCUGGACACUUCUUUCCAUCUAUAUUGAUGGUGUUCAAGAGGUAUUUGAGACCAGCUAUUGCUUGUAUCCUUCCCACGAAAAUCUGCUCAAUGAUGGAUUUAGUAUGCUUCUGCGGGCCUGUCAAGGGGCUGAACUUAGGACAGUGUUGAGCUUUCUACAGGCUGUUCUGGCCAGAAUCAGGUAUGUUUUUCAACAAAGUGCUAAUUGGUAG